Phyllopteryx taeniolatus (common seadragon) is the source of this 4200-nucleotide messenger RNA. RefSeq names its product adhesion G-protein coupled receptor G4 (gene adgrg4b). Lineage: Eukaryota; Metazoa; Chordata; Actinopteri; Syngnathiformes; Syngnathidae. Bases 122 to 3913 code for a protein of 1263 amino acids. Gene Ontology annotation, molecular function: G protein-coupled receptor activity. Gene Ontology annotation, biological process: adenylate cyclase-activating G protein-coupled receptor signaling pathway; cell surface receptor signaling pathway. Gene Ontology annotation, cellular component: membrane. The transcript is spliced from 32 exons. The record is from RefSeq and is a predicted model, not a curated record.
UCCAAGCACACACACACUCACAGACACAGUAAAACCCAGUGGGGUCACAGUGGCAAAGCUUGCAGUUUGUUUCUAUUUUUUUUUUUUUAGCUUGAAGCAGAACUCUUUAACCAGAUUUCUGAUGAUUUUUCAACCCAGAAUAGUCAAUAUGGUGGUCGCUUUGACUCUGCUGAGCAGUGCUGCCUCUUCCAUUAUGCGAGCGCCUCUGCCCAGCCUGUGGGGCAAUGUGGCCCAAUUCACUGUCGGCUGCAGAUACUGGAGACUGGAACCUCACGUCUUCGUCCCGGCUUUGGACCACCUCACCGCCUGCCUCCACAUCAACUUCAAGAGCAAGGCAAGCGCGCCAUGGACGGCCUUCAUGUACCGCCACCCAGAGAUCCGGUGUGCCAGUUUUGGUUUGGGGGGCCAGGAGGAUGCUCUGGUGGUCUGGUUGUUUGGCACAAAAUGGACUACGGCCCCCGUUGGCCUGGCGCCGACAGAGUGGCACUCGCUAUGUCUGACCUGGUCGCACAAUAAAGACAGACCCAUGCUGUACGUCAACGGGACCCUGACAGAGCUCACAGCAAUUGAGGAUAGCAUCACCUCUUCGCCCAGCUCCACCUCCUGCUGCAAGCUAGCCCCCAACGGGACGCUCACCCUGGGCGCGGCCCACCAUCUGGUGGACGGCGCCGUCCGUAUCCAUCCGACCGGUGACUUUUUGGGGAGCUUGUCUCUCUUCCGCUUGUGGGGGCGACAACGCAGCAGCCAGGAAGUGAGCACGCGCCAAUGCACCGAGGGAGAUGUGGUGCACUGGCGCAGGGAGCAGUGGGACACCCACGUGUGUGCCCCCAUACCAGAUGCCACCCUCACCUGUGAAUGGUCCAUUUACACAGUGAGCCUGAACUUCAACAUCAUUCGCUACGACGGGAACAACACAGAGCUCUACACAGCCAGAGACAUCGCACACCGCUGGCUCAGAGCUGUGUUGCCUUCAGUCAUCUAUUUACACCGAGUAUCUGUGUUAGAAGCAACCAGAUCCAGUGCAGAAGAUGAUAACAUGAUGAAAACAUCGAGUGGAGGCAAACUGGUGCGCUGCGCCUCUUUCAAUAUUAACAGGUUUGACGGCCUGGUGUACGUGAACGUCAUCCCCAGUGAGGACGUGGCAGUGGUGCAGCACAAGAUUCACGUAGAACUCGGGACCCCCUACCGGGACCCCAUCGGUCUGGUCCAGGUGCUCGCCGACGAAGCGAGUAUACAAACCACGCCCGUCGACAGUUUCCCCUCCCAUCCGACGCAUCCUCCUGUCACAACAUCAAUGCUUACUUCCUCUCCCACGCAAACAUCCCCCAACAUAUCAGAGCUGUACUAUGAGGUGCGGGUUAACGUGUCCAUAAUGGGAGAGUGUGACGCCCAUCAUCUUCUCACCACAUGGCUCGACGACACUCUGUCUGAUCACAUGAUGGUGAUGCCGGGCCUUCAGCUGCUCCCCAAAGAUCUCGGACGUAAAAACACCCUCACGUCCAUCUUGUCAUCUUCUGAUGGGGUGUCUGCAAACAUUGCGUCCAGAGCGGACCUGGUCUUCCAAGUUCAGGUGAUGACAUCGCUCGAACAUUCGCAGGAAACGGAAAUGCGCAUACAAGAGCUGCUCCUGAUGCCUUACUCCCAAGGCUCCGCCUCCAUAGCAACCCAGGAUGUACAAAUAAGCCGCAUACUGUUUGUGACGUGCCAAGCGGAGAGUCAGCAGACGAGAAAAGGCCUCUUUGAGUGGCCUGUCACCCCCGGGGGCAAAAACGCCACUUGGCCGUGCCCCAAAAACACUCAGCAAUACGCCACCAGACACUGUAAACUGUGCCACAGCACCCAGUGGAUGGCCCCAAACCUACAAGACUGCCUUCUAGUGGUGGAAACUAUCUGUGAUCUGGAUUUUGUGGAAGUCACCCCCGAGAACACCUUGGAGGUGGUGGAGAUGAUCGAAAGUUUACUGAGCAACCGCUCCGAGCUCAACUACCAGGAGUUGGUGACGGUGGUCGACAAGCUGAAGGACGUAGUGGGCGUCAGGGUGGUGACUGCCGACCUGGGCCAAGCUCUCAUCGAUACCAUCUCGGACAUCCUGGAGUCUCACAGCUACCUAUUGCCCUUCACAAACACGAUUCUGAACAUCACGGAGGCAGUGGGAGAUUUCAUGGUGGGCUUCCAGGGCUCGUUCACUAUGGUGGCUCCGGCUGUGGCAGUCUCAAUGGUGGACGUGGUUCCGGGCCAGUUUGCGGGCUUGACUUUUGGAGUGUCGUCUCAUGGGAUCGGCUUCAAACCUGAGAUUUUCCUCAACAAAGUCCCCCUUGAAGGCAUCGUAGCUUUGGUCGUUUUGCCCUCCAUCCUGCAGCACAGUUUCCCGGACACCCAGAGUCCACCGAGGGUCCAGUUUCAGUUCUAUGGCAUUCCGGAGCUUUUCAAGAACAAGCAGAAGAAUCUGGUCCUCAACAGCUUUGUAGUGUCCGCCAGCGUGAGCAACAACACCUCCCCGAUCCAGGACCUCCGAGAAGACGUCCGCGUUACGCUCCAUCACCUCCGACCCAAAUACCCCCAUAUGGACACACACUGUGUGUAUUGGAACUUCAAUGAGAACAACGGACAUGGAGGCUGGGACCCUCGUGGCUGCAACAAACACAACAGUAGCAUCGACUUCACCACGUGCCUGUGUGAUCAUCUCACACACUUUGGAGUUCUUCUGGAUGUCUCUCGAGCGCCAGUGGAUGAAGCCAAUGAGCAUUUGCUGACAGUCAUCACCUACGUUGGGUGUGGCGUCUCCUCACUGUUUUUGGGGCUCACCGUCCUCACUUACACAGCUUUUGAGAAGCUGCGUCGAGACUACCCGUCGCAGAUCCUCAUCCACCUCUCUGUGGCCCUGCUGGGCCUCAACUUGGCGUUGCUGCUUGACUCGUGGCUCUCGUCGUGGGGCGUGGAGGGCCUCUGCGUGGCCGCCGCCGCCACACUCCACUACUUCCUCCUGGCGUCCUUCACCUGGAUGGGACUCGAGGGCGUCAACAUGUACUUCGCCCUCGUCAAGGUCUUCAACGUCUAUGUGCCAGCGUACAUACUCAAGUUUUGUGCAUUGGGGUGGGGCAUUCCGUUGGGGAUUUGCGUGCUGGUGCUCAUUGUGAACAGAGACGCUUACGGCGGCCACCUUUACACUGACACACAGAGCAGCCUGGAGCCACUCGACAACACUGACAACUUCUGCUGGUUGCAGGAUGACGUGACGUUCUACGUAUCUGUGGUUGCCUACGCCUUGCUGGUGUUCCUCUUUAAUAUCGCUGUUUUUGUGGUGGUUCUGAUUCAACUUCACCACAUGCGGGCCAACAGUCCCUCUGGGACCCGCGGGGGACUGAUGCAAUACUUGAAGAGGGUCGCCACUCUGACUUUUUUACUCGGACUCACCUGGACCACCGGAUUUUUUACCUGGGGGCCGGCCCGGUUGGUCCUACUCUACAUCUUCUCUCUGCUCAACAGCCUGCAAGGUAUUUUCAUCUUUCUCUUCCACUGUCUGAUGAAGGAAAAUGUCCGACGACAAUGGAGGGUCCACCUGUGCUUUGGAAGAUUUCGACUGGAGGACCACUCUGAGUGGAGCCACUCCGCGUCCAUCGCCGCCCUCGCCAAACCGAAACCGCCGUGCCCUCUAAACGCAGGCGUGCCGUCGGUGCGCUCCGUGGAGUCCGGCUCCACAGAAAGCACUUCGACCUCCUCUGAGUCCGGCCAACUGGGCUUGUCCUGUAAGAGGCCUGACCUGGGUAUUUUUGUGAAGUCGCUGGUUUUCCCCCGUGCCCAGACAAGCUAUCGAGGCACUCAGCCGGUUCCCCCGCACCAGGCCGGAGGACCACACACCAGACAUCAAGCGCUCAGCCCGGCCGGCGUCAUUGAAACCGGUUACGGAAAUUAAUCGCUCCUCGUCCUCGGUAAUUGUAUCAUGCACCACUACUGCUCUUUGUUUCUGCCAAGUACCACAAAAGACCCUGCAAUUAUGAACACAUGAGCAUCGGGACCAGGGAGGAGUCUGUUGCCAAGCAACUGAUGAGCAGGCAUUGUGCCUAUGAAGCAUGGAAACAAAGUUGUAAUGGAAACCCUUCAUUUUACAUUGAGAAUUGACUUCUUUUGCUAAUUUUCUUCCAUUUAAUCACUGUAUCAACUGCAUGUGUGUUAAGUGUGCAAUUAGAUUUUUCCAACACA